Molecule: messenger RNA, 1023 nt
Organism: Malania oleifera
Lineage: Eukaryota; Viridiplantae; Streptophyta; Magnoliopsida; Santalales; Ximeniaceae
Exons: 2
Coding region: 102-695 (197 amino acids)
Source: RefSeq, a predicted model, not a curated record
AAUACUCCCAAACUGUCCCUUUGAAGAUGAGCGGGCUUCUCAAGAACUUGCCAGAAACAUCCAGCCCAGGUACGAUAAAUAGGAGUAAGUAAACGAAACCUAUGAAGGGCCUGAAAUGUCCAGGGGCCAUGGACCGUACGGACACGGAAAUGAUGGACACAGAGACCGGAGUUCCGCAUCAAGACCGGCCGGCGACGGCUGCCGCAGCGGACGCUAAUGGCAUCACCUUCGGCGCCAGCGUCCACCACCGCAGCGACGUCAGGGAGUUACUGACAUUGGCUCGCCAACUCAUCAAUCAAGGGAAGCCUUCCCACGCCCUCCAAGCGGUGGUAAUGGCAAUGAGAUCUAAAGGUGGGGAGGAUGCCGUAUUUCAAGCUUUACACCGUGCUCGUGAGCUAUACCAAAACAAACUGCAAGCAAGUGCAGCAGCUGAUCAGUUGGCUUCCUUGUUUGCUGAGUGUGCAAUCGCUGAAGCCCAGCCUUUGACAUCCAAUGAACCAUCACUAUGUGAUACAGUUGGGCCAUCAGUUGCACCAGAUGCUCACGAAACCUCUAUACUGGCAGAAACUGGUAGGACGCAAAUUGUACUGGAUGCAUUCUCAGAUGGUAGCAGCUUCAUCUGUUUACAGUGUGGCGGUCUUGUUAGCAACCAUCGCAAAGACGAGCACUAUGCGUACUGGUGUCGCCAUAUAUGACUGCCCAGGUACAGCGACACCAUGCAUACUUCCAUUUGAUGCAAAUACUCUUUUUACCGCAUGGUUGUUGUACAAGUCAUCUUCUAUUGCACUUGACUACAAAGUUUCUCUCAGUGCCAGCACUUUCUAUUAGUCACAUAUGGGUCAUUUUCAAGUAAAACAUCGAGUGCUGGAAUAGGAUUUAGAGGUCAUGCAAGCAUCAAGUGGAGUGAAUUUGGUAUAAUGUGUUGCCCUGUAUUUGUAAAGAAUCUUGUAUCCCUUAAAUAUUUUAAUUUGUCACUAUAGAAGAGUUUUGGCAAUAAUGUGAUGAUAGAUCGAUUGUCUCAAA